AAAAUUUAAUAGCUCCUUGGGCAAAUCAUGAGCUCACCUCUUUUUCUCCGACCGGUAAUUUCCCUUUCUGUUUCAUCCACUGCUUCAACUCAAAGAAGACGAAGCAGCAGCAGCAGCAGCUCGAUCUCCUCUCUUCUAAUGGGAACUUCAAAACCCACUGAUCAAAUUGGAGUAUUCUUAUCAAAGAAGCCUUAUCAACCUCCAUCUUGGGCUUCACAUCUCAACCCAAUUCCUUCCAGUACCUACUCUCUUGCCCAUCUUCCUUCUCCAAUUCACAAGUGGAACCUUCCUAAUCUUCCAGAAAAUACUGAAGUCUGGAUAAAGCGGGAUGAUCUUUCAGGAAUGCAACUUAGCGGUAAUAAAGUGAGGAAGUUGGAAUUUCUAAUGGCGGAUGCUGUAGAGCAGGGUGCCGACUGCAUUAUUACUGCAGGAGGAAUUCAGAGUAACCAUUGCCGUGCUACUGCUGUGGCUGCAAGAUAUCUGAAUCUUGAUUGUUACCUAAUACUACGCACAUCAAAGGUCCUGGUGGACAAAGAUCCAGGCUUGACGGGUAAUCUUCUUGUUGAGCGGUUAGUAGGGGCUCAUGUUGAACUUGUAUCGAAGGAAGAAUAUGCCAAGAUUGGCAGUGAGAAUCUCACUGAGUUGCUCAAAAAGAGACUAACAAGUGAAGGAAGAAAGCCAUAUGUUAUUCCCGUUGGUGGAUCAAACUCUCUAGGAACUUGGGGCUACAUUGAAGCAGUAAGAGAGAUCGAGCAGCAAACUCAAAUGAGUUCUGGUAAAUUCCAAAUUGACGACAUUGUUGUUGCAUGUGGCAGUGGGGGAACUAUUGCUGGCCUUUCGCUAGGGUCAAGACUAAGUAGCUUGAAGGCAAAGGUUCAUGCAUUCUCUGUCUGUGAUGAUCCCGAUUAUUUCUACAAUUUUGUUCAAGGCCUAAUUGAUGGACUUCACGCUGGCAUGGAUUCACAUGAUAUAGCCAACAUCAUAAACGCUAAGGGCUUGGGCUAUGCUAUGAAUACUGCCGAAGAACUAAAAUUUGUCAAACAUAUAGCUGAAACAUCUGGAGUGGUGCUUGACCCAGUUUACAGUGGAAAAGCUGCUUAUAAUAUGCUCAAAGACAUGGCCGAGAACCCUACAAAGUGGAAGGGACGGAAGGUCCUCUUCAUCCACACGGGAGGCCUCCUAGGGUUAUAUGACAAAACCGAACAGAUGGCGUCAAUGAUUGGUAAAUGUCAAAAGAUGCAGAUUGAUGAAACUGUCCCAAGGGAAGACGGAAUUGGGAAAAUGUUCUGAAAAGUGAACAAUAUACUAUUUUCUUGCAUCACAUUUGGGAUAACUUCUCUAUAAGCAAUUGUGAUACAUUAGCAAGGUUGAACGAGGCGAAGGCAAUAAAGUAUGGAUUUUAGAUUUUUUUUCUCUCAAUACGAGAUCACGUGUUUUUCACUUCAUAAUAGAUUGUUUCUCAAUACAAUAUCAUGUGUACUUAUAUUGGAUGCUUCUUAGUUAUUGAAUGUUUAAAUUUGGAAGUUGU
Asparagus officinalis (garden asparagus) is the source of this 1528-nucleotide messenger RNA. RefSeq names its product putative D-cysteine desulfhydrase 1, mitochondrial. Bases 28 to 1290 code for a protein of 420 amino acids. The record is from RefSeq and is a predicted model, not a curated record. Lineage: Eukaryota; Viridiplantae; Streptophyta; Magnoliopsida; Asparagales; Asparagaceae. The transcript has 10 exons. Gene Ontology annotation, molecular function: D-cysteine desulfhydrase activity.